This is a messenger RNA of Paramormyrops kingsleyae, 498 nucleotides long. Lineage: Eukaryota; Metazoa; Chordata; Actinopteri; Osteoglossiformes; Mormyridae. The record is from RefSeq and is a predicted model, not a curated record.
UAUACAUGUCAACAGGUGGACUUACAUACGCAUGUAACAGAAGAUUAACGGUUAACUGACACAUUAACAAGAAUGUCUUCUAGAAAGAAGACUAACCGGCUAACCAUAAAAAUGAUAAUUUUACUGUGCUUCUUGACUGAUGCAGCCACAGCAGAUCUCAGUUCAACUUUAUCUGCCACCAGCACACCUGUUUCUGUCACCUCUGCCACCACAACAGCCACCAGCACAUCUGUUUCUGUCACCACUACCCCCACUACAGGCACCAGCACACCUCUUUCUGUCACCUCUGCCACCACUAAAGCCACCAGCACACCUGUUUCUGUCACCUCUGCCACCACUAAAGCCAGCAGCACACCUGUUUCUGUCACCUCUGCCACCACUAAAGCCAGCAGCACACCUGUUUCUGUCACCUCUGCCACCACUAAAGCCAGCAGCACACCUGUUUCUGUCACCUCUGCCACCACUACAGCCAGCAGCACACCUGUUUCUGUCACCUCU